UGUAACGUGGAAUUCUCGCCAUCUUCCCCGCUGCCUAUGAAGCGCAUGUCAUUAUUGGCAAAGAGGUAGGCAAUUUUGAUCCUUCUUUCUCUGGACAAGGAAAAACCCUUAUAAGGAUAGAUGACUUCAGCUACUAUUCUGGCGGGCCUCAGUUAGUUGGAUGGAUAGGCAAAGCUGGAUCCGGCUGUGGGACCCUAAGAUUCUUACUAAGCUGAAAGUCUUUGUCUGGCAAAUUCUUCAUCGGGCUCUGCCAACCACGGAGGCUCUCAUUGAAAAGAAGGUUCCUGUGUUGCCCCAGUGUCCAGUAUGUUGGGAUGGUCCCGAGACUAUGGAGCACAUGUUUCUUUACUGUCCGGUCGCGCGGGCUCUCUGGGACUACUCGGGAUUUGACUAUUUAGGGGAGGGUUUGCCUCGGCAUACCGUUUCCGUUAUUUCUUAAGCGGAUGCUCGCCCUUGUCCACCACCCGUCGCUGUUUAUGGUUGUGGUUGCCAUCCUUUGGCGGAUCUGGCGAUCACGGAACUGGGUUGUCUUUGAAGGCAAACAGUUUGGGAUUCCGGCUUUAAUGCGCCAAUUUCACCAGCAGUACGAGGAAUGGGUGGGUCUGUCGGUUGACCAGCCGACGAGGAUAUCCUGCCCGGUGGUUCAACCAGGAACCCAAGUGGUUGAUUCUCGUCUGGUUUGCAUGUGGGAUGGGCCCACUAGGAGGGGGUCCCACUCGGCUGGUGGGAUGGUUCUUUUUGAUCCGGGGUGGACGCUCCUUAGGGCUAAAGGUGUGCAAUUUGCGCAAAUUGAUGAGCCACUGGUAGUGGAGUUGCUUGUGCUUCGAGAGACUAUCAUAUGGUAUUUAGAGGGUGACUUGUCCGAUUAGGUUCGAGGGUGAUGCGAAGGUCAUUAUUGAUAAUAUUAAUCAAGCCGACACGAGCGA
Messenger RNA from Linum trigynum, 926 nucleotides. NCBI's taxonomy places the organism in Eukaryota, Viridiplantae, Streptophyta, Magnoliopsida, Malpighiales, Linaceae. The record is from the annotation of a GenBank genome assembly.